Messenger RNA from Metschnikowia bicuspidata var. bicuspidata NRRL YB-4993, 3040 nucleotides. RefSeq lists its product as uncharacterized. Bases 385 to 2802 code for a protein of 805 amino acids. Gene Ontology annotation, molecular function: carboxypeptidase activity. The record is from RefSeq and is a predicted model, not a curated record. The transcript has a single exon. NCBI's taxonomy places the organism in Eukaryota, Fungi, Ascomycota, Pichiomycetes, Serinales, Metschnikowiaceae.
CACAAAUUACAGCAAAAAGGAACAAAAAAACAAAAAAAAAACAGUAUAAAAAAACACCCAAAACAGGCCCCAGAUUAGGCCUGCACUGGUGGGCCCCAAUUCGGGCUUGUUUUUAGGCCUCUCUUUCCACUGGCCUCUCAGAUCUGUUGCUCUACUCCCCGCAUACAUAGCCACGCGGCAACCCCAGUCGCACCUGCACAGCAGCUGCCUAUAAUUCCCUCGACUGCUCAACUCCACACUAACCUCUUCCUUAUUAUAUAGCACAAGCGUAAAAUAGCAGAAAGGAUCAUCUUUUCAACAACACCGGUUCACGAAGCGCAAGCCACUUCGCUUUUCUGCAACCAGACUUUUGGCGCACUGCCCCUUCCAGGCCCAUUCAGCACCAUGGCCCUGGAGAUAAGUCCAUUGUUGGCUCCUCAGCUGGCAGACGAACAAACCAGUUUUGACGACACCCGCUCCAAGUUCACUCUUGAGCUGCGGAAUAUCAAGCACUUUCUCCACAAGCGGUUCUGGUGGCUUUGUGCUCUUGGCGUUGCGGCCAUCAUCACGCUCCAGCUCUCGUUCUUGCCACGCACUUCCCCCAGCAGGGACUUCCGCCGCUGGCAUGGCUUGCAUUUUACCCGCUCAGAUGUCAAGCGCAUUUUCUUGGUCCAGCUGGAUAUUGGUGUUCCGGAUGCGGACGGCAGAACCGUCGAGCAGAACUUGCUCGUGUGGCUCAAACAGCUCUCGGCAAUAAACAGUAGGAAUCCGCCGGUGGCGCGGGAGCCCGGGUUGCCGGCGGCGGCAAAAAUGACGGCCUUUGUUGAGUCGGCCAUGCGCUCGAUGCACUUCCUGACGACGACACAUACUUUCGCGGUCCUGGACAGGCGCCAUUUACCCGUAUCUCUGCUGCUCUGUCUUGUAGACGGGACGUCCUCCCGUGUGCUAUACACGGCCAUGCUCCAUGAGCCAGGCUCCGAAAUGCCUGCUUACUACUUGUUUGGCAAAAACGGCACUGUCCAGGCUAACUACGUAUUCUGCAACGCAGGCACGCCAGAGGACUUCCGGCUUCUUGAGGAACAAGCUGUUCUGCUCAAAAACAAAAUCGCCGUUUUCUCGCAUUCGCUUCUGUCGGAAUAUGCUUUGGAAGACAAAGUCGAACUUGCAGAGUCUGCCGGCUGUGUGGGCACUGUGGUCUUUGGAGAUAAAGAGCUCGGCGAGGCAAUCUCACGCAAUUUCAAGCCUGCCCUGGUUCCAGAACCAAAGCUUCGCCUCCCAAUGAGUUUUAAAGCCGCCGGCCCGAUCUUGCUGACUCUCGCUCCUCCGUCCGCUGAGUUUGCAAACUGGAACUUUGGCCCCACCACUCUCGAUGAAACACUCGAGCUUGUCCUUACAUCCGAGUUUUCCGGCUCCCGCACAAACGCAACCAAUGUUGUGGGUGCUAUAGAAGGAGUCCUCAACGACAGCGAAAUUAUCAUUGGUGCAUCGCGUGAUGUACUUACGUCCUCCAAUCCCUCCAGUGGACACGCGAUCAUGUUGGAGACCAUGCGCAAACUCAGCCACUUACAAACCAUGGGCUGGAAACCGCUAAGGACCAUCAGGUUUAUAUCUUGGGACGCCUCGCGUAACAGCGCCAUGGGAUCUUUGGAGAACGUGAAAGACGACGCUGUAUUUCCCAGAAAUCUCCCCAUUCUAGCUUAUAUCAACCUAGAUGGCGAUGUGGUUACAGGGAGUCACUUCGCCGUGGACUCCAGCCCGUUGUUCAAUCACAUCUUGCGAACCACGGCAGAUUUGAUUCCUUUUCCUAGAAACUCGCCUUACUAUAGGCGUCUUAUCAAGGAUGCUGGAGCGACUGCAGGCACUGAAAAACAUCAUGCGGCCGAUGAUGCCGAAAAACAUGACAACGACGAUUCGGAGGUUUCAUUCCUUCGUUAUUGGGGGAAGCAAGACCAUAGCUCCAUCAACAACAAGUUGGGCUACGUUUUUGCAGGCAAAGACUCCGGGACUUUUCAGCUUCGAGUAGACACGCCCGUGGUAAGUCUAAAAUUCGAGCCCAGUCCCAAAUUCAACGACACCACCUACGUCCCAGAGUCAGAGUCUUACUCGAUGAAAUGGGUCACGGAAGAACUCGACCCGAAUCUCGACCUACAUGCGCUGAUGGUGAGAUUCUUGGGUCUCUUUGUUCUCUCGUUGAGUGAGCAUGAAGUUGUGGAUAGCCGUGUCCGGCAAUACUUUCUGAAAGUCCAAGAGUUUUUUCAAGAAAUGAAAACCACCAACAAGCACAUGGUGGAUACAUGGUCUAACGAGACGGUUUCAUCUGAGUCUUUGAAAAAAAGCUCCAUUUACUAUGAUGCACAAGAGGCAAAAAACGAUUGGGAUGGACCUGUAACAUUCAAGGAAAUCUUGAGCCAACUAGAGGAACUCAUCAAAUUAGCAGUAGAUCAAGGUCGCGUUUUUGACAAGUACAACCAAGGAGUUGAAGACUUGUGGACGACAGACUACCCGUGGUACAAGAUGAUUCGGAAACUCCACGUGUACGCUAAGUUCAAAGUCACAAAUUACAAGUUGCUUCGGUUGGAGAAAGAGUUAGGCCAGAUGGUGAUUGGGCUUGAUGCAAAAGAUGGAGACGUGGACGGCGACAUGGCAGUCCACCACUUCAUGUAUGAUAUUCCGCAGGGAACACAGAGCAUUGCAAUCAAGAAAAAAAGAGGUGCGUUUGCAGUGUUUUAUGAAGCUUUUGACGCCGAGUCAAAGGAGCAAGUGGUGAAUGUGGCGGCUGCAAAAUAUGAACGACUCAAAGCUGUUUACAAAAAAAUUACUUAGGGGCGCACUUCGGGCAUGGGUAUGGAAUCAUGGAAAAACUGGGAAAGCUGGAUUAAAAGGAAAGACACCAAAAUGUAUGGGUGCACGCUGAUGAGCUUUAUAGAAGUAUUUUCCGGGCGACACAAAACGCUCGGACCACUUUGAGGAGGUGGUGUGUUCUCCAUGACUAGCAAAAGGGGAAAAAUAAUUCGUUGGAAGAAUACUGUCACAUAGAGCGUAUAUGAUGAGAGAAUCCGAU